AUGGAAACAACCGCUUCACCAGCAAUGCCGUUCUAUCAAGCUGGCAAUCACGAUUUACAAGGGAUUGAUGCCAUCUUCUUCGACCUGGAUAACACACUUGUUCCAACUCGAGCUGUCGACGAACGCGUCUGUAAUGAGGCUGAAGAGUGUGACAAUCAUGCUCUCAAGCUACUCUAUGAUGCUAUUGGGUUCGAGUUCCUCAAUCGCCUGCUCAGGUCCACUGAAGUUCCUCAGGACUGCCCACCAUUCAUCUACAAAUCAAUUGCACUCUCCAUAGUGAGUUGCUUCUGCAGUGUCCCGGAAAUUGUCGAGUCCCAGUCCAUAAUGAGCAUCAUCCCAGUUCUCUUAGAAAUUGUCAGUACCUCUGACACUGAAGAUAUGGAGGACAAUCUGAUGCUAGUCUCUGAUUGCUAUACUUGCCUGCAAGCCAUUGCCUUUUUUGAAUCUGGAAGAAAGGCAUUGCUUAGCCAAGGGUGCUUGCUGAAACUUACAGAGGUCUACGUGGAAGAAAUGUUUCGACAUGACCAAGCUCUGCAAUUACUAGUCUACAUUUCCUCAAAAGAAGGCAAACGCCUAUGGGAUGGUCACGAAGAACCGUUUAAACAGCUUGUGAAAAGGCUAGCAAAUGAUUUCAAUGACGAUACGACUGAGAAGAAAUUCGAGCUUUGCAAAAUGCUUUCAGUUUUCCUUGCCAAUGGACCACGAUUAUCGGUCUUCGAAUUACAAAAAGAAGAUUGGCCCCAGCAUACAUUAUUGACGCUUGAGAGCAUCCUAUGUAGCCGUAUUGGAACAUCGCAACGAGAUAGUGCUUUGCAGCUGAUUGCACGUCUUCUGGAAAUUAUGGGUAUCGGAUGGGGUCUAAAGUUCGGACCUAAUCCACGCCAAUUCCUGUUACUACUUGUCAACUUGGCUUGUGUUGAAGUACGUAUGAAGCUGGAAGAUAGGACGCUAGAACAAGCAAUAGAAUCAGCUGAUAUUUUGGUUGCUUGUUAUUCGGUUGUUGAGCUUUUCAUCACUUUCAUGACGUCACAAGGCUUUCUCGAUUUCGAUGCCAAACAGAGAGAACAAGCCUAUUGCGCUCUUAAGGGAGCGGUUGGUUCCAUUUUGGCCGUUUUGCACCAAACAGAUGAAGAAUUUUCGCAUGAAUGGACCAUUCCUGUUACUGAUCGCCGAACAGAGUUUGUUUGCGCCUCUAUUCGUAUUCUUGGCUCCUGGCUCGCAGAAGAGACUUCCAGCAUGAAAGAGGAGGUGUGCGCCGUCUUGCCCUUCAUUAUUACAGUCUGUUCGAGGAUGUACGACGAACGCAAGCUGGGCACCAUCAGUGACAUGCCAGAUCCGCUACGCUUCAUGCUACCAGCCUUUUGUCACCUGGCAGCUGAAGAUGCUGCCCGUAAAAUAAUGUUAUGCCAAAAAUUGCCACAACUUCUCUAUGACUACCUACUUUAUCAAUGGAACAUCUUCUCUAAAUGGCUGGCCGUGCAACCAACAGUUGCAGCCGAUUGGUUACACGUCCACACGACACCUGAAGAAGAAGACGUAGCAGAGGCCAACCGACCCGAAUCUGAAUCAGCCAUAAUUCUUGUCUGCGGGGUCUUUAUGAAUCUCACCGUGUUGGAACCAGAGCUUGUUGCCACCGACGUCGUUUUUGCCCAACUCCUCAAGUUUUGCAUCACCAACCUCCAGCCUUUAGUUCAUCGACAGGAUUUCAUCGUCUUGUUAGGUAAUGUGGCCGUCCUCGGUCUCCUCCUCCUGCGUCACCACACCUGGAAAUACGCUCAAGGUGACAGCGCAGUCUUCCGUUACAUCCAAGGCACUGUCUCUUUCUUGUGGGACGCGCACAACAGCGAAGAGUCUUGCGAUUCGCUCAGUCUCGUCAUUUCGUUGCGCUACAAAAAAGACUGGCCAGAUUUGGCCGAACUCUGGUUCCUCGGCAUGCAAGGACUUAGCAACGUCAUGCACAAAUUGGACUGGAUCGUCGAAUUCAUUGUCGAUUCCGGCUGGCCGCAUGAGAUGAUGAAAUCGUUGUCGCGAAUCGUGGCUGGAGCCAUCGAUGCCAACACUCGCACAGCUUACGAAGACUUCCUCUGCUGCCUUUUACGCGCCCAGCCCGCCAAAGUCAAAGCCGUUGUACUGGAAAAUCGCGGUCGACACACAUGUCAGGAGGUCUAUGAAGUCUGGAAAAAGCUGCGCUACACUUAUAUGACACUGGAUGGGCCAGCCGCAAACCUUUUGUCGGCGCUCCGCAAGCACAACUAUACAAUUGGCCUUAUUACUAACGGCCCAUCAAGAUCUCAAUGGGAGAAAAUCGCACAAAUUGGAGCUGAAGACUAUUUUGAUUCUAUAUUGCUGGCCAAAGAGAAUGAAUUUUAUCCACCUAUAGAUCCACCAGAUGAUCCUGAUUGGAAAAAAGAGCUUGUGGUCAGCAAGUUCACAAAAGUGUGCAUGGUAUGUGGUUGCUUAGGUACCAAAUUAUGUGGAGGAUGCAGAAAUGUUAAUUAUUGUACAAAAGAUCAUCAAGUUUUACAUUGGAAAAAUGGACACAAAAUGUUAUGCAAAGAACCGGUUCGUGUGGAAGGAGAAGAUUCCAUGUUUACUUUGCCAGAAUACGAAAUUAUUAUUGAGGAUGAAAAAAUUGAGGAUAAAACUAGUAAACUUUCAAGCUCCGACGAAACUCAACUUAAAGAAUUUGAGAAAAUCCUAAAAGCAAAAAAUCCCACCUUUCAAGAUGAUGAGACCAUCACUGAGUCAUUGGAAGAAUCAGUCGCAGAUGUUCAAGAGGACAAGAUGUUUUUGAAAUUCAAAGAAAAAAUCGAUAGUUAUCCAGAUCAAGUUCUUCGGUAUGGUAAAGGAGAAACUCCUCUGUGGGUGUCGGACUCUAACACACCCUCUAUGAUUCCUAAUUGUGAAUACUGCGGGUCUGAACGAAGAUUUGAAUUUCAGAUCAUGCCUCAGAUGCUGAAUUAUUUGCAGCUGGACAGCAUUUUUGAAGGAGGAGUUGACUGGGGUACUUUGCUUAUUUAUAGCAACCACAUUGUUGAUAUCAAAACUUCGGUUUUGAACGUGAACGGGCGACCUACCUUGGUCACUAUGGAUUACAUCAUGAACAUUCCUUCCAUGGGGAUUGAACAUGAGUCGUUUCGAUUGUCAUAUUAUCCACAUCGUCUGGAUGAGUUCAAAGGCCUACUCAAAGAAGCUUUUGGAGAGACUUGCAAGCAUACUGUUUUCGGUGAUUUUAAGCCACUGGACGAAAUUGCUGAUCCUGCCUUCUACAUUCACCUAGUGGAGAAACUGCCUGAGUAAACUAUGAGUUACAUGCUGAAGUUACUACAGCAUAAUUUGGUCUUAAAAAGACUAAAAGAACUACUUCAAAGAAUUAAGGUUUCAAAACAUACAGAAAAAAAUGUAUAACAAUAAAUUUUUUUUUGUAA
Messenger RNA from Daphnia carinata, 3428 nucleotides. Its product is annotated as neurochondrin homolog. Gene Ontology annotation, biological process: regulation of neuronal synaptic plasticity; neuron projection development. Gene Ontology annotation, molecular function: S-adenosylmethionine-dependent methyltransferase activity. The record is from RefSeq and is a predicted model, not a curated record. NCBI's taxonomy places the organism in Eukaryota, Metazoa, Arthropoda, Branchiopoda, Diplostraca, Daphniidae. The transcript has 10 exons. The coding region runs from base 1 to 3300 and encodes 1099 amino acids. Gene Ontology annotation, cellular component: cytoplasm; dendrite.